UCACAAUGGCGAAAGCAGCAGAGCAGAAACAAAACCCGACCGUUGCGAGUGCAGAAGCGAAGCUUGAUAUCCGCGACGUGGUCAACACAGCCAUCACUUACGGCGAAGAUAACCGUCACGGCGGCGGGAAACGCAAUGACGUGGCCAUGUUUGUGCUAAGAGCCAUGUGCAUGGCCGUAUCAACGGUGGCUGUUACGUUAAUGGUAACAGCACGCGAGACUAGCAUGACCACUCUCUAUGGCUUCGAGUUUCAGCUCCACGCCGUUUGGUCUCUCUCAGAUUCUCUUAUAUAUCUAGUUGUGGUUUCAUCGGCAACGGUUCUUUACUCGUUGAUUCAACUGAUUAUAAGUGGAACAAGACUAAUGAGAAAAUCUCCGGUGAUUCCGACAAGAACACAAGCAUGGUUUUGCUUCGUUGCAGAUCAGAUAAUAGGAUACGCAAUGGUGAGUGGAGGAUCUGCAGCUUUAGGAGUGACGAAUAUGAACAGAACAGGAAUCAGACACAUGCCUCUUCCUAAUUUCUGCAAAUCUCUUGGUUUCUUCUGUGACCAUCUCGCUGGCUCCAUCGUCUUCGCCUUAUUCGCGUUUCUCCUCCUCGCCGCUUCUUCACUUCUCGACGUUCUCCAUCUCUCACGCCACCGCUAAAAAUUUAAUUACUGUUUUACCCUCUUGUACUUCUCGUCGUUAAUUAAGUUUUUCAUCAUUACAAUAAUCAUUUACGUUAUGGGGUUGCUUUUUGGAAUUUGAUUGUUUCAAUCGAUAUUACCGAAUUUCAAUGUUUUGAAUUUUGUUGACCAUGUUCCAUAUACACGAC
Molecule: messenger RNA, 813 nt
Organism: Arabidopsis thaliana (thale cress)
Lineage: Eukaryota; Viridiplantae; Streptophyta; Magnoliopsida; Brassicales; Brassicaceae
Exons: 2
Coding region: 6-644 (212 amino acids)
Cellular component (GO): plasma membrane
Source: RefSeq, marked reviewed